Molecule: messenger RNA, 1029 nt
Organism: Cyclospora cayetanensis
Lineage: Eukaryota; Apicomplexa; Conoidasida; Eucoccidiorida; Eimeriidae
Product: ribosome biogenesis protein 15
Exons: 1
Coding region: 1-1029 (342 amino acids)
Biological process (GO): maturation of LSU-rRNA from tricistronic rRNA transcript (SSU-rRNA, 5.8S rRNA, LSU-rRNA)
Cellular component (GO): nucleolus
Molecular function (GO): RNA binding
Source: RefSeq, a predicted model, not a curated record
AUGGGGAAGGACCUUAAGGCCCCUCGAUCGCAGCUGGCGGCGCAAGCUAAGCGCAAAGAUGCCUCCUCAGGGAAGGCCUGCGGCGUCAGUCAGAAGCCCAAGAAGGCCGCGGGAAAGAAGAAAGCCACGGGUAUUAAAAAGCGCAUAUCAGGGGGAGACAAUAGAGGUGCGUCGCGUGCGGUGAAAGCGAGCCAGAAGGGAACGCAGAAGAAGAAAGUGGCGCGGAGGCCCCCACCUGAAUCACAGAGCGGGCGGACAAGCGACCCAAAGCUUAAGAAGCGCCCUCGACAGAGUACAGAAAUAAAGCCGGUGAGGAGCGAUGAAGGUGAAAUUCCUCGUGUAAAGGCAUCACAGAAGCGUGUGAAGAAGAAGACAAAGCGCAUAGGCGCUGCUAAAUCGAAAGUGCGUGUCCCUGCCAGGCUCUCUAGAAGAGAGAGACAAGCAAGAGCGAAACGGGGGGUAAUUUACAUCGCCCAUUUGCCUUUGGGGUUCCUAGAGCCUCAGCUUAAGGCUUUCUUUGGUCAAUUUGGUGAAGUAACUCGAGUGCGGCUGUUUCGAAGCCGGAAGACAGCCCACAGCAAAGGGUAUGCCUUUGUUGAAUUCGCGCUGAGCGAAGUGGCUGAUAUUGCAGCGAAAGCCAUGGACAAAUACAGAAUGUUCGGGCGAACUCUUGUUUGCCGCCUGAUGGAGAAAGGGCAGGUCGAAGAUCACGUAUUCAAGAACUGCGAUAAGCCCUUUAGACACAUCAAUUGGCAGUCGAUCGCCGCCGCGAAGCAUAACAAACCGGAAGAUCAGCGGCCCUCUGCUAGGGAGAUCAAGGCUGUAGAAAAGAGAAUGAAAAGAAAAUUGGCGACUCUCAAGGAAAUGGGAAUAGAUCUAGAGUUGCCAGAACUCGAAGCAGAGGAUCGGCAAGGAGGGCACUUUGGGGAGUGGAUGAAGUAUGAAAGCCAGGGGGAACGCAAUGUCAAGAAAGCAAACGUGCGGCCCCGAAGGAAGUCAGUUAGCAGUAUUGCAACAACAGCUUCAUGA